AUGCAGACGCUUGCGCGGGCUUAUCAUCUCCAUUUUUUGCCUUCUCUCCCUUCCGUUGCCCUUGACCGUUCAGAACAGAACAUCCGGAUUGCCGUCUGGCAAACCAUUUUUCGGGGGGCCACUCAACUCCAUGUCUGCAGCAAAAGUAUGCCACCAGAUGUUCAACCUUCACACAGACGUUCUGUUUGGUCCACAGUUGCGUAA
Molecule: messenger RNA, 204 nt
Organism: Pochonia chlamydosporia 170
Lineage: Eukaryota; Fungi; Ascomycota; Sordariomycetes; Hypocreales; Clavicipitaceae
Exons: 1
Coding region: 1-204 (67 amino acids)
Source: RefSeq, a predicted model, not a curated record